GGUCAGAUUUGUGGCUUUACCGUGUAGCAGCGACGGGCCAAAUUUGUGGCUUUACCGUGUAGCAGCGACGGGCCAAAUUUGUGGCCUUACCGUGUAGCAGCGACGGGCCAGAUUUGUGGCUUUACCGUGUAGCAGCGACGGGCCAAAUUUGUGGCUUUACCGUGUAGCAGCGACGGGCCAAAUUUGUGGCUUUACCGUGUAGCAGCGACGGGCCAAAUUUGUGGCUUUAUCGUGUAGCAGCGACGGGCCAAAUUUGUGCCAUGAUAUAAGCCCCCCAAAAUAGAUGAUACAUAAUCUGAUCACAAAUGCUUUGAUAUAUAUUAUGAAAUGGUUUGUGUGAGUGAUGAUUUUUCCUCAUUUUUCUUGCUUAGAGGGACCAUUAAGAAACAUGAUCCCCGCUGCUACUGGGUUAAUAAUGUCUAUGUUCCAAUAUGCUGUAUGUUGACAUGUUCGUCCUCCCCCACAGAGUGUUGGUAGUGUUGUCCGUGGCCAGGUCCAGGCACGAUGCUUCCACGUCUCCCCGCUGAUCUCUACGGCCUAGAAGGUGGCCAUGUCCCACCUGGACCCUGGCUCGGAGAUGCCCUACCCCAAGCUGCAGGCCAACUUAGAUAUCGUCAAACAAAGGCUGAACCGCCCUCUCACCCUCUCGGAAAAAGUGCUGUACUCUCAUCUGUCCGAUCCUUCCAACCAAGAAAUCGUCCGAGGUGAGUCCCACUACCUCAAGCUCCACCUAGACCGCGUUGUAAUGCAGGACGCCACAGCACAGAUGGCCAUGCUUCAGUUCAUUAGCUCUGGACUGCCCAGGGUCACCGUACCAUCAACCAUCCACUGUGACCAUCUUAUUCAAGCGCAGAUCGAUGGCCCUAAGGAUCUCCAGCGAGCCAUUGAAAUCAGCAAAGAGGUCUACAAUUUCCCGGCUACUGCUGGGGCCAAGUAUGGAGUUGGAUUCUGGAAGCCUGGCUCUGGGAUUAUUCAUCAGAUAAUUUUGGAGAACUACGCUUUCCCCGGGCACUGAUUCUCACACGCCCAACGGAUGUGGUCUUGGAGGCCUGUGCAUUGGUGUGGGUGGUGCCGAUGCUGUUGAUGUUAUGGCCGACAUUUCCUGGGAGCUGAAGUGCCCUAAGAUUCAGAGGAAGAAGAAGAGGAGGAAGAGAUAACAAGAGGAACAGAAGAAGGAGAAGAAGAAUCUCUCUCUCUCUCUCUCUCUCUCUCUCUCUCUCUCUCUCUCUCUCUCUCUCUCUCUCUCUCUCUCUCUCUCUCUCUCUCUCUCUCUCUCUCUCUCUCUCUCUCUCUCUCUCUCUCUCUCUCUGUUCUCCACACAGGUACAAACGACGUCACCACGACCCGGUCUGAGGAACUGCUGGACAAGUACCGUAGGCUCAUCCAGUAGUAUAAGACUAAAUCCCCUAAUAUUUUGAUUUCAGGAAUUCUACCACGGACAUGGGAUGAGGGCGACUUCUACAGUAAGGCCUUCAGCCUCAACAACCGCCUGCAGACUCUCUGCGGAGAGCUUGACGUCGAAUUCUUUAACGCCUGGAACGAUUUCUACGGCCAGAGUAGACUUUUCCAAAGGGACGGCAUACACCUGUCCCCAUCAGGCAGCCAGAUUUGGAAGGCUCCUCAACAACGCCGUACAUAACGCCCGAACAACAAAAAACGACUCUCAGCCACGUCCUUCCAUCCCGCCCGUGUAAAUAGACACCUCACACCUCAACAGACUCGUAACAUUGAACCCUCCAGUACCUCUAUUACCAAGCUUCAAGAUAACCUAAGAGUCCUUAGUUUCAAUGCGCGUAGCCUAAGAAACAAAUUUGAUGAACUGCGAUGUCUUGCUCUGACAGAAAACUUUGACGUAAUUGCUAUAACCGAAACAUUUAUCGACACCACUAAUAUUGAUUUAAGUUCCGAAUAUAACAUAGAUGGCUACAGAUUCUUCA
Molecule: messenger RNA, 1937 nt
Organism: Eriocheir sinensis (Chinese mitten crab)
Lineage: Eukaryota; Metazoa; Arthropoda; Malacostraca; Decapoda; Varunidae
Product: aconitate hydratase, mitochondrial-like
Exons: 5
Coding region: 551-1015 (154 amino acids)
Biological process (GO): tricarboxylic acid cycle
Cellular component (GO): cytosol; mitochondrion
Molecular function (GO): aconitate hydratase activity; 4 iron, 4 sulfur cluster binding
Source: RefSeq, a predicted model, not a curated record